Oryzias latipes (Japanese medaka) is the source of this 1765-nucleotide messenger RNA. RefSeq names its product cyclin E1 (gene ccne1). The record is from RefSeq and is a predicted model, not a curated record. NCBI's taxonomy places the organism in Eukaryota, Metazoa, Chordata, Actinopteri, Beloniformes, Adrianichthyidae.
UAGGCGCCAGCUCCAGGGAAACCCGCCCGGCCUGCACAGGCUCUGUGAGCGGGCAGCUCCGCCUCUGACUCCCGGGGACUCGGAGCGAACUUCAAGGAGUCUCUUGGGGUUUGCUCGGAGUGUGGGCCAGCGCGUCCGAGGACCAUGCGAGGACAGCGGGAGCAGAAGGAGCCCACGAGUGUCGCCCCCACGGAGAGGUCAGAGAGGAGCAGAAAGAGGAAGGCAGAUGUGGCCAUUUUCCUACAGGAUCCUGACGAAGACGAGGCAGAGAUGACGAAGAAGAGGCAGCAUCUGGACUGUGAGGUGGACUGGAGCCCCGACUCGGACCGGACCAGCCCCCAUCGGUGGACGCCGGAGCGCCGCCAACAGAUGAGUGCCGGUUUCCUGCACCUCAACUUCCACAACAUAUUCGUGACCCCGGUCCACUGCGCCCCCCUGCCGGCGCUGUGCUGGGCCAGCAAGGACGUGGUGUGGAGCAACAUGCUGGCCAAGGACAAGAGCUACUGCAGGGACGUCCGCAUGCUGGACAAGCACCCCCACCUGCAGCCCAGGAUGAGGGCCAUCCUGCUGGACUGGCUCAUGGAGGUAAGCGAGGUCUACAAGCUGCACAGAGAGACGUAUCACCUCGCUCAGGAUUACUUCGACCGCUUCAUGGCCACGCAGAGGAACGUGCUGAAGUCCACGCUGCAGCUCAUCGGCAUCACCUGCCUCUUCAUCGCCGCCAAAGUGGAGGAGAUGUAUCCUCCAAAGGUGCACAACUUUGCUUACAUCACCAACAAAGCCUGCACAGAAGACGAGAUCCUCAGCAUGGAGAUCAUCGUCAUGAAGGAGCUGAACUGGAACCUCAGUCCACAGACUCCCAUCUCCUGGCUCAGCGUUUACAUGCAGGUGGCCUACCUGAAGGAGACCGAGGAGCUGCUGGUGCCCAGAUACCCUCAGGCCACCUUCACACAGAUUGCAGAGCUGCUGGACCUGUGCAUGCUGGACGUGCGCUGCCUGGAGUUCUCCAACGGCGUCCUGGCCGCCUCCGCUCUGUUCCACUUCUCCUCGCUGGAGCUGGUGGAGCAGGUUUCAGCUCUGAAGAGGGUGGAGGUCGAGGAGUGCGUGAGGUGGAUGGUGCCGUUUGCGGUGGCGCUCCGGGAGGUCGGCGGGUCGGCGAUGAAAGCGUUCGUGGGAAUCCCUGCGGAGGACGUGCACAACAUCCAGACGCACGCCGCCUACCUGACGUGGCUGGAAAAGGCCGACGCCUACCGGGACGCGGACCUGCAUCGCUCCUGUGCCGUCCCCUCCGGGGUCCUGACUCCGCCCCUGAGCAGUGAGAAGUCGGAGGACUGGGUUCAGGCGGACGCCGCGGCUCUGAAGAAGAGGAUGUGCGCGCCGUCCAGACCGCUGUGAUUGCCGGCAGAAGUGGGAAGGGACGGAGGUUUCCGGUUAAACCGGAGACUCCGCCCCCACCAGUGACUGAGCAGCCGUUUCUCGAAGCGACUGCGGCUUUUUACUCUAUGCAGAUCUGACGGCGUCCCCGUCUGCCCACCGACUCCUCCCAGGAGCCCCGGCUCCAGGUGCUGCUAUGAACCGGGCGUUUCAUGAUGGAGACUUUUUUUUCUUCUUUUUUUUUUCCUCCAUCAGCAGCUCGGCGACCUCAAAGGACGGAGACACAGCCGAGCUUCAGAAGCUCCGGUUUUUUAAACCCAAACCAGAAAAUUCAGAGACUUUCUACCAUAAAUGCUGCUACGUGUUUUCAAAUAAAAGUUUUUUAUUCCCA